AGUGUGUCAGGGACAGGAGACAAGUGAUGUCAGGGGAGACGAGACAAGUGUGUCAGGGAGACGGAGACAAGUGAUGUCAGGGAGACGGAGACAAGUGAUGUCAGGGAGACGGAGACAAUUGAAGUCAGGGAGACAGGGGAACGCAAACUCAGUGAUAUGGAUGAAACCAAGCUGACUGAGAUAAAUGAAAGCAAAAUGCUUUCAGAACAAGAAGAAAAGAUUGCCCCAAAUCAGACUGUUGAAAAUAUUCUUCAUCCCCCUGAUUAUGCACCUCACUGUGAACAAGAAGAAAAGCUGGACACAGAGAGUGAAUCACAAGUGCUAGAAGAACAAAGUCAUAAAAGCAAAGACCAGGAAGUAGAGCUCAAAGACACAAAUGAAGAGGCAGAGAAACACGUGGUUGCUGUGGAGGAAAACCACAGUGAGACACCGAGAAUAGCCGAAGCACAUACAAACACAGAGGACGAGAUGCAAAUAGGUGUAAACGCAGGCGAGGAGCAGAGGAUACAAGCUGACGUGAAAUCAGAAGAGAGUGCUGACACUGAAAGUGUGCAACAGGUGGAGAUGAACGCAGACGUUACGGAGUCUAAAAGUGAGACAAGUGUGGACACAGACAGAGGUGUUGAAGCUUUAACUGUUGAUGAUCAGAAUAGUGCAGCAGAGGCAGAAUCACGACAGGAAAAGGAAGAGCUGAUCAAGGAGACAGAAAAAGGUGCACUUGAAGUAAAAUACCACAGUACUGAGUCAUUAGUACAAACAGAAAAGGAAGCAGAGUCCCACACCCAAAGAGACACAGAAAAUGAGGUUCUGACACAUAAUCAGGAAAAUUCAGCCACACAGUGCGAUAUAAAGGUAGAAAUUAAAGAAGUCGAUUCAGAACAACAAGUAGAUUCAAAGACAGAAAUGGAGCUAGAAGAAGAAAUAUUAAUGCUGUCUUCAUCUGAAUGCACUCAACAAAAAGAAAGCACUGGUGCAGUAGAUGAUACAGAGACUAAAACUGAGAUAACAGUCGGAAAAGACACAGUGGAGGCGUCAAAUAAGGCAACAGAAGAAAUUAUUUUGAAUGUACACUCGGAGGCACAGGUUGAAAGUGAUUCAUGCAUCUAUACUCAAAAAAUCACAGAGGAAACACCAACAGAAACUCAGACUUAUGAGAAGCCUGCAGACUCUGCAACACCCAUGGAAACGGAAGAGUCUGCAGCACCAGCUGAUCAGCUCAACCACACCAGUGAGCCUGAUGAGGAGAGUUCAGUACAAAUUAGUACCUCUGAGACAAAAGCACCUGAAGAGACAACAAGCCAGGUUACUGUGGAUCCUGAAGACUCAAAUCAAAAGGUUCAACAAGUGGAGCCCACGCAGGAGGAAGAAAUUACUGAAAAGAUUAAACAAACUCCAGCAGGAGAGGACGAUGUCUUCAUUUCUUCUGAGCCAACAAAUGUUCCCCAAGUCCAAUGUUCUCAAUCUGCAAAAGAGCCCCCGGUACAAACCCCUGAGCGUCGCAGCAGUCGAUCAUCCGCUGAUUUCUGCGUUCGCAAGUCAUCCACCUCACGUAGCUCCAGGCUAGCCCGCAGGCUUUCCGAGGAUCUCUUCACCACCCCCCAGAAAACUUCAGAAAAUCAACCAGAAGCCAAACUCACAGAGUCACAGUGCAAUCCUAAAGCUGUGACCUCAAAACAAGCUGCUCCUGAUCUGUUGCCGCCUGCAGCAGCAGCAGCAGCAGCAACAACAACAGAGGAAGCCCCCACACAGCAGCAGCCACAGCCCGACACCCCUAAACGUUUUGGUCUCUUCCGCAGACUGAGAGGUGAGCAUCACAAAGACAACAAGGCUAAGAAGGCACCCAAAAUGCAAGUGCCGAAAAUCUUGAUUCAAGACUUCAGUGAUAUGCCAGGGACUGGGAAUGCGGCUGAGGAAGAGGCGGAGGACAAACUGAACUCCAAGGAGAGGAGGCGGCGGCGGAGGGAACAAGAAAGGAAGGAGAAGGAAGAGGAGAAGUUGAAAAAGAAGAAAGAGAAGGAGCUGGAGAAGGGGAAGGGGAAGGAAAAGGAGAGGAGGAAACCACAGACGAGAGGGAAAAGUUUUCAGGUGCAAAAAGAGAAACGUAGUGACGACGCUGCUCAUCCUGCAAAGACUGACUCACAGACAAUUCACAGACAUUCUGCUGGUUAUGCCGAGGCUUAUUUUUGACAUUACUCAGAUUCUGCAUCACUGCCUUUCU
Messenger RNA from Haplochromis burtoni (Burton's mouthbrooder), 2218 nucleotides. Its product is annotated as caldesmon. The record is from RefSeq and is a predicted model, not a curated record. NCBI's taxonomy places the organism in Eukaryota, Metazoa, Chordata, Actinopteri, Cichliformes, Cichlidae. The transcript has a single exon. Bases 157 to 2187 code for a protein of 676 amino acids.